GUCUGUCUGUCUGUCUGUCUGUCUGUCUGUCUGUGUCUCUUUCUCUCUUUCUUUCUGUCUCUUUCUUUCUGUCAAUCUCUCUCUUUCUUUCUUUAUUUUUUAUUUUUUCUUCCUCUCUCUUUCUGUCUCUGUCUACCUCUCCCAGAUAUCCGUGUGAUGGCAGCCUCUCGCAGGACCAUGUCUGAGGAUGUGGUGUCUGAUGGGGGUGGGGACACCUGUACAGGGCGUGGCCGGGUGGCUCAGCUCAUGAAGACCUUCAGUGUGACAUGCCCCACCCCCUCCACACAGACCCCUCUCCCCCGCGGCAACAAGCCCUCCAUCCCCACCAAACCCAGCCACCUGCGUCUCGUUGCCAGCCCCUCACUCAGGUAAUCCACAGGACAGGACCAGAUAACCAGGCCCACCGCCCUGUCCCCCAUUCCAUCCCCACCCAGGCCCCACUGGACAUUGCUGGACAUCCAGCCUGGGGCCUCAGCCACUGGGGACAGGCAUGCAGGCCACAUGAGUCUCUCAGGAACACAACCAAACGUUUGACUCGAUUGCUAUUACUCCAAAAGCAAUGCAAUGGUAUAGAGAUUUUAAAAUGUUUACUUUUGUUUACUUUUUAAAAAUGUUUACCAUGUUUUAUUUUAAAUUGUACAGUACUGUAAAUUCUCUCUGUGGGAAAGGCGAACCAAUAGCGUUGAUCGUAAACAGCAUCUUCCUUUGUAUCCUGCUUUUGCCUUUUUAUAUUCACAAAGGUAUUUGGGUGGUUCCACUAAUUAGAUGCCUUUUGAGUAGUGUAACUGAGUUUUAUUUCACCUCAUUUUAACAUUCCGUCAAUGUUCAACUUAAUAAAAAACAUGUUUUCCCGUCUCAAGAGGUAAAAGAAAAUGACUAUAGUAAGGCCUAUUAAGUGCUGAAUAAAGUAACAGGAUUGACGACUUCAUCUUAAAUCAGCCAUAACUCCCCUCGUGACAGAGGGAAUGGAAGCUUUUUGUGUGCAACAGGGACGGGCAAUUGAAUGCAAGCUUCACAAUUUUAUAUUUUUGUUACCGUCCAAUGCAGCUGUUUUUAAUCUCAAUAUCAAAUCAUUUCUGGGUAACAGUGAAGUACCUUCAUGUGAUAGUUUUCAAUUGAAAUGGUCAACAAGAAAACAAAAAUAGCUUCUUAGCAAAGAACAAUUUCUCAAGCAAGAAUUUUGCUGCAGGACUGUCUGGGAGUGGUCUGAGUAGGCUGGGGAGAAUGUAAACCUAGCUGCAGAGAGGUUUGGAACUCUCUUUCUUAUUGGUCUAUUAACAAAUUUACCGGUGAUGUCACCAGGCAGGCCAGAACGUCAUUCCACCAAAACAGGCCGACAUUUCAGGUCUUUUUUUUUUCUUCAAACAUUUCUUACACUAAAAUGGCAUUAUCAUCUUUUUCACAGUUUCACAGUAUUAUUCCAACCUCUAAGUGUGGAAAUAUAUAUAACAUCACGUUUUGGACUAAAUAUGUAUAGCCUGUCUGUCUAUAGGUAACAGGGUUGAUGCUCGACCUGCUCAGUUCUCCACCACAAAACAACAGAAAAUGGCCAAUGACUAUUAGAUGUUCAAUGUUUCUUCAAAAAAUUGUUUUUUAAAUGAAUAGUUUUAGCAUAUUAAAAUGCGAUUUCUGUUCAUGUAACAGACUUGACCUUAAAAUGGCCAGGUUUUCUUUACCUUUUAAAAUGAAUAACUAAUCACAUGAAAUAAAUAAUCAUCUUCAGAAAUGACUUUAUCAAAGCAACAAAAUAACUAGGGCUUCACAAGGAAGGUGAAAAUGUGGAUACAUCUUGGUUAAGUGGGUUAAAGUCUAGAAGUUACAAUCAAUCAAAGCAAGCAAUGCCGGCGUAGAAGCACAGUGGCUAGAGGGUGCACAGAGAGACGUCAGAAUGCAGAAUGCAGAGAGCAAUUUAGCAAGUCUUUAUUCACAUUGGAUUUAUUGAAUUGUCCAUGUGGUCUAUAUUAAAAGGCACUUCAUUUAAUAUAACCGGCUUUUAAAGUUAAUUAUUUGUGCACAAUUCCUUAAAAUAUCCCUUAUUUCAUGGAACAACCCUAUCAUUGACCAUAUCAUACCAUGUAUUCAUUCACCUGUUGAUAUUGUUUUUGAAAUAUUAUCAUUUACAAAUCCUACUUCAUUGAUACACUUAUCAUACAAUACAUUCACAAAGCCUGUACAAUGCUAUCAAGGUCAUAACCUGUACUUGUGAUCUCCAAAAGGUAUGACAAAUGUAAACUUGAAUGACAUAGUACAUGCAGUAAUAUGUGUUUCGUCAUUAUGAGGUGUUGGCUACUAUAUAGAGAGAAACUGUGCUAAUGUUGACAGGGCCAAAUAGUUCAUACAGAGCUGUCAUGACCAAGGAGAUGGGUGGAUUACAGUAUGGACAGACCGGUAGAACAGGAUCAGUGAGGUGGUUCCUCCUUGAUCCCUGGGAACAGCACUCACCGCUCGCUUACUGCCACUUCUCCCAUGACUUUAACCUGGCCAAAGCAGCACGGUGUGCGACUUACCUACCUGAGAUGGAACAAUGACUGUGUCAAAUGCCUCCUCUCUGUGUCCCAGUGGACCAAACACUGGCAAGCCACACGGUCCAUGCCAAAUAAUACUCCUCAGCUCUGGCAAGCCACACGGUCCAUGCCAAAUAAUACUCCUCAGUUCUGGCAAGCCACACGGUCCAUGCCAAAUGAUACCCCUCAGUUCUGGCAAGCCACACGGGCCAUGCCAAAUAAUACUCCUCAGUUCUGGCAAGCCACACGGUCCAUGCCAAAUAAUACUCCUCAGUUCUGGCAAGCCAAACGGGCCAUGCUAAAUAAUACUCAGCUCUGGCAAGCCACACGGUCCAUGCCAAAUAAUACUCCUCAGUUCUGGCAAGCCACACGGUCCAUGCCAAAUAAUACUCCUCAGUUCUGGCAAGCCACACGGGCCAUGCUAAAUAAUACUCAGCUCUGGCAAGCCACACGGUCCAUGCCAAAUAAUACUCCUCAGUUCUGGCAAGCCAAACAGGCCAUGCUAAAUUAUACUCAGCUCUGGCAAGCCACACGGUCCAUACCAAAUAAUACUCCUCAGUUCUGGCAAGCCACACGGUCCAUGCCAAAUAAUAAUCCUCAGCUCUGACAAGCCACACGGUCCAUGCUAAACAAUAAUCCUCAACUCUGGCAAGCCACACGGUCCAUGCCAAAUAAUAAUCCUCAACUCUGGCAAGCCACACGGUCCAUGCUAAACAAUAAUCCUCAGCUCUGGCAAGCCACACGGUCCAUGCCAAAUAAUAAUCCUCAGCUCUGGCAAGCCACACGGUCCAUGCCAAAUAAUAAUCCUCAGCUCUGGCAAGCCACACGGUCCAUGCCAAAUAAUAAUCCUCAGAUCUUUGUUAUUAUUCUCUCAGUUUUCUGAUUGGUUGCACUCUUUGUUGUUUUUGACUGUGUCUUGUGUGAUGAGUGCUGUCCUACAAGGUGUGUGCUGCACUUUGUGUGUGAUCUCAAUCACAGUAGAACAAUAAAAAUCAUUUGACUCA
Messenger RNA from Oncorhynchus keta (chum salmon), 3508 nucleotides. Its product is annotated as antho-RFamide neuropeptides type 1-like. The coding region runs from base 2467 to 3111 and encodes 214 amino acids. The record is from RefSeq and is a predicted model, not a curated record. The transcript has a single exon. Lineage: Eukaryota; Metazoa; Chordata; Actinopteri; Salmoniformes; Salmonidae.